CUUUGAGGGCGGAGCCGGAGAACCAGACCCGUGAUCGCCAUUGGUUUGCUGAUACGUGAACACACGUCGUUGCAGAGCUGACCGACCGUCCCAAGUCGAUUCCCAGGUUGACCAGAACCAGGAUAAGAUGGGAAAUCUGUCGCUGCCCGGUGGCGUAGGUGUAACACACCUGGAUGAGUGCAUGGAUGAAAGUGCUGCUGCACAGCUCAGCUCGGUUCCUGGGGGCUUGAUGCUUGCCUGCCAUGGAUGUACAGCAGCCUGCAUAGUUGUUCCAGUCUUUUCAGGACUAAUGCAGCAGUGUCUGAAGAAAUCAGAGGAGGGAAGUUCAAGUUAAAGAGGAUUGGUAAGCGCAUAGCUUAUUACUACAGUCCAUCCCCAGGGUCAGGAGAACAGGCAACAUGUCCUGCCAAAGACUCUCAAACCUCCACCAGUCUGGACCCAAUCUCAUGUUCUUCAACUCUGCCCUUCAGGGAUGUCUCUUCUGCAGAUCCCUCCUCGCCUCUGUUGCUCUCAGAUUCACCUUCACGCACACCUGCCUCCUCCCAAAGCCAAUCACAUUGUGCCUCCACUUCCCGCCCGCUUCUUGUUUUCUUCUCCUGGCUUCAUGCCCAGCCAGGGUCAGUGACCAAGUACAGGGACCUAUACCUGGACCGUGGCAUGGAUGUCCUCGUGGUCCAGAGCAGUGUGAUGUACUUCCUGUGGCCCCGCUGGGGGCUCGACUAUGGACUGGAGGUGUUGAAAGUUCUCGAGGAGCCUCAAUUCUUAGAGAGGGUGGUGCUGAUCCAUGCCACCUCCAUUGGUGGCUUCACCUUCACACAAGUACUUCACCACGUUACUCAGGCACCGGAAACACAUGUAGGCCUGAACCAGAGGGUGAUAGGGCACAUCUAUGACAGCUUGGUGAUUGGCAGUCUGGAGCACAUGGCAAUAGGGCUUGGCAAGUCUCUAGUGCCAGCUUUAGAGUGCUUCAUCAAAAAUGCUGCCAUGCUUUACUUCUGGCUCUUCAAAACCCACACAGCAGACAUGUAUGAAAGAAGCAUCCAGCUUUUCCACAACAGCCCAAUUACUGCACCGGCCUUCUUCUUUUUCAGUGAAAACGAUCCUCUGUGCAAUUCAUCUGCCCUUGAAAAGUUGAUUGACCUCUGGAAGGAGAGGGGCGUGGCUGUGGAGAGCAGGAAGUGGAAGGAGUCUACACAUGCAGCCCACCUGCGAUGUCACCCAGAUGACUAUCUCUCUGCGCUGGAAAAAUUCUUGACAUCACUGCCCAUUUCCUACCUCAAAGCAAAAAUGUAAACUGUUGGGGUAGUAAAAGUCUGAUUUGCCUGUAUUUUAAAACUGUAACAUGCUUUAUGAUUUCAGAGAGAAGGCACUUUAUCUUACAGCAGUGACACUAUUAUCACUAUAAAGAAUUUAACUGAUAUUUUUUCUCUUCUUUAAAGCAUUGUCAUUUGUUUAACUUUGCUAUUUUGCUUUUAACUAGGGCUGCAUACUUAAAAUAUUAAUAUGGAGCUUACACCACAUGAAGCUUGUUUUGCAUAGGAGUGUCUGAUAUUAAACCAAGACAGACAAUAUACAAAUAAAACAAGCUCAAAUGUGAAUUGCACUGUUCCAAACAGUGCCUCUGACUUUUUUUUCCCCCAGUUUAUUUCAUCAGGUGACCACCAACAUAUUCAAAGAGUGUACAUUGAUUGGGUUUGCAUAGUGCAUGAGGGAAUUUGUUUGUGACAGGUCGGGCAGCAAGCUA
Molecule: messenger RNA, 1744 nt
Organism: Monopterus albus (swamp eel)
Lineage: Eukaryota; Metazoa; Chordata; Actinopteri; Synbranchiformes; Synbranchidae
Exons: 4
Coding region: 247-1293 (348 amino acids)
Molecular function (GO): serine hydrolase activity
Source: RefSeq, a predicted model, not a curated record